ACCGACUCCUCCGAUCUCGAAUGGUCGAUCUGCAACUCCAUCUGGGAGUCAUCCAACGCCAUCUCGCAGAACCAACCUCGCAGAACCUGCAUCAGUCGCAAAGAUGUGUAUCACCGCCCGCAUCAGUUACAACGACUGUAGCUGCACGCUUCACAGAUACUACAUCUGCCACUCGCAUAUCAAACACACCUGGCACCAGGUCAGAUUAAGUACAUUCCUAGCGUGGCGAAGGAGUUUGACUUACACGAAUGUAGAAAGAUAACAAACCCUGCCCUUAUACCGCUGUUCGACACAUCGUCCUCGACGCUCGUGCUUGUACCGACCCUUACCAACAAAGCUUCCACGAACAGUAUGCGCCAUUGGGAGACAUACUGUCCGCCGCAGCUACUACUCAACAUGGUAGUCAAGCCAACAACACCCGUCGUCCACCUGGAUGUCUAGCCAUACAUGCAGACGAGUACAACGUCGCAACCAAGGUCUUGAGACGCUCGGACAUGCGAUUCUUGGAAUUGGGCGAGGGUGGAUACAUGAGCGAGGACUGUCUAGCUGGAAAGUUCAUGUGGGCUAGCGAGCACACUUGUGGUCUCGGUCGGCGAGUUGCGUGUACUUGGGCUCAUCUCAGACCUGACAAUCGAGUUCUCAACCCAAAAGCUAUGAAGACACUUGAGGAACUUGCUGUGGAGGAAAUAGUGGCCCGAUCUAGACGAGAGGUACAACGCAAUUACUUCCCUGUAAAGGCUUCGUCAAAGACCAUGGACACGAUCCAGGAAAGUGCUGGAGAGGAGAGUGACAUGGAAACGAAGCAAGAAAAACUGCGAGCCAUGCAAGAUGAGAUGCAUUUCGUUCAAGUCGAGGUGGAGAGAUACCUACGCUUCAGAAAAUACAUGGCUGCAGCACAGCAUGAGAAGGCUCCAAGUGCCGCCGAGAUUUUGGGUAUGGAGAUCAUCUACAAGUUCUUUGAGGAGAAGGUGGGCGUACAUACGGCAUUGCUGACGAAGAAAGAGGCAGCUCGAACAGAGAAUGAGUAUAGAGUGAAAGUAAAGAAGCUGCAGGUCUCUCCUGAGAAUGUAAUGAAUGAGGAUGAGGCUGAGUUCGCUGCCGAAUAUGCUUCUCAAAAUGGCUACAGCUAUAACCCAGACAUCAAGCAAGAGGGCCUUGACAUGGACAUCACGACACUUUCGGUGGUAAAUCAAUGAGAGAAUAUGGUGUGAGCUACGAUCAAAUAUCACGUGUAAAGGUGUCGUCCUAAUGGCGAAAAGCCGAUCGUGUAAUUAGUAACCAGGAAAUUGCAUCAGGAAUUGACUUAUGGCUGGAGAUCAAUGAAUCGCUGUAUCUGGGUAUUUCUACCAAUGUUUUACUGCUACAAUUUCAUCGUUUCUGCUCAUUAUUGUAC
Molecule: messenger RNA, 1393 nt
Organism: Hymenoscyphus albidus
Lineage: Eukaryota; Fungi; Ascomycota; Leotiomycetes; Helotiales; Helotiaceae
Source: the annotation of a GenBank genome assembly